Messenger RNA from Ochotona princeps (American pika), 939 nucleotides. RefSeq names its product olfactory receptor 10D3. Gene Ontology annotation, molecular function: olfactory receptor activity; G protein-coupled receptor activity. Lineage: Eukaryota; Metazoa; Chordata; Mammalia; Lagomorpha; Ochotonidae. Gene Ontology annotation, biological process: G protein-coupled receptor signaling pathway. Bases 1 to 939 code for a protein of 312 amino acids. The transcript has a single exon. The record is from RefSeq and is a predicted model, not a curated record. Gene Ontology annotation, cellular component: membrane.
AUGGAAGCAAAGAACUGCUCAGAGGUGACCGAGUUCAUCCUGCGGGGAAUCCCUCACACAGAGGGCCUGGAGACCUUACUUUUCAUCGUAUUCCUGCCCUUCUACAUCUGCACCCUUCUGGGAAAUGUGUCUAUCCUCGUGGCUGUCAUCUCUUCUGCUCGUCUGCACACAUCAAUGUAUUUCUUCCUGGGGAACUUGUCUGUGUUUGACAUGGGUUUCUCCUCUGUGACAUGUCCCAAAAUGCUGCUUUACCUCAUGGGACUAAGCAGACUCAUCUCCUACAAAGACUGUGUCUCCCAGCUCUUCUUCUUCCACUUCCUGGGAAGCAUCGAGUGCUUUUUGUACACUGUGAUGGCCUAUGACCGCUUCACCGCCAUCUGCUACCCUCUGCAGUACACCACCAUCAUGAACCCUCGGAUUUGCGUGGCCCUGGCUGUGGGCACGUGGCUGUUAGGCUGCAUUCAUUCUAGCAUCUUGACAUCCCUCACCUUCACAUUGCCAUCCUGUGGCUCUAACGAAGUAGAUUACUUCUUCUGUGAUAUUCUAGCAAUCUUACCCUUAGCCUCUGCUGAUACAUCUAUAGCACAGAGGGUGAGCUUCACCAAUGUUGGUCUUGUGUCUCUUGUCUGCUUUCUUCUAAUUCUUAUGUCCUACACUCGAAUCACAGUCUCCAUCUUGAGUAUUCAUACAACUGAGGGUCGUCGCCGUGCCUUCUCUACCUGCAGUGCCCACCUCAUUGCCAUCCUGUGUGCCUAUGGACCCAUCAUCACUGUCUACCUGCAGCCCACACCCAACCCCAUGCUAGGAACUGUAGUGCAAAUUCUGAUGAAUCUGGUAGGACCAAUGCUGAACCCUUUGAUCUAUACUUUGAGGAAUAAGGAAGUAAAAAUAGUCCUGAAAACAAUAUUCCAUAGAAAAGGCCAUAUCCCUGAAAGUUAG